AUGACUACAUUUUUUUAUUUUAAUCUUACAAAAGAUCUUUCCUCAAUAUUAGAAGAUUCCGAUGAUUAUAAUGUAAUUAUUCAAGUUGGUGAAACCAACAAUACAAAAGAAUUUCGAGCACAUUCGGUUAUUUUACGUGCUCGUUCUUCAUAUUUUAAAGGGGCACUUUCUUCAAAUUGGAUUGAAAAGAAAGAUAAUAUGAUUAUGUUUAAUAAACCAAAUGUUACUCCAAUCGUUUUUGACAUGAUUUUAAGAUAUAUUUACACCAGUGAACUUGAUUUAACUAAGCAAUCGGGUGAAAAUAUUCUUGAAUUGUUGAUUGCAUCUGAUGAAUUACUUCUUGAGGAAUUAUUCGAAUUUGUACAAGAUUAUUUAAUUUUGAAACAAACUAGUUGGAUUUAUCAAAAUUUGUUUUUUGUUCUUAAUGCAGUUUAUAAACUUGUCGGUUGUAAGAAGUUGAAAGAAUGUUGUUUUGAAUUUUUCAGUGCCAAUUCAUUACCAUUUAUUACUUCAAAAACUUUUCUUUCAAUAGAUAAAGAUAUCCUUCAUAAUUUACUUAGUAGAGAUGAUUUACAAGUUAAAGAAAUUGCGAUUUGGGAUUGUUUAAUCCAAUGGGGUAUUGAACAAACGCCUGAUUUGGAAAGCGAUAGAACCAAUUGGAAUAAUGAGAAUUACGAAGCAUUGAAGAAAAAUAUAGCUAACUUUUUCCUUCUCAUUCGGUAUGCAGGAAUUUCUCGUGAGGAUAUAGUUGAUAAAGUCUUUCCUUAUAAAGCUAUUAUUCCUAAAUUCAUUUAUAAAGAAAUUGAAAAAUAUUACCAUAAAGGAACUUUUCCAUCUUUAGCAUUUUCAUCACUUAGAAAAAUUAAAAUUAAAUCAAAUAUUAUUGAAUCAGAACUAGUAAAAGUAAUUAUUAAUUGGAUUGAUAAACAACAUGUUAAAUAUAUUCGUACUGGUAAUGAUCCAUAUUAUAAAUUUAAUCUUAUUUAUCGUGGUAGACGGAAUGGAAUUAAUAAUAAUUCAAUCAAAAAUAAAUGUAAUGGAAGAGUAGCAAGUUUAGUUUUAAUUAAAACUAAACAAUCCAAUAUAAUCUUUGGUGGAUAUAGUUCUAUUGGACUUAAUUCAUUAGGAGAUAAUUAUAUUGUUGAAAAUAAUUUAAGAUAUUAUAGUUCAUCAGAUAAUUUUAUUUUUACUUUUGAAAAUGGUAGUGAUACUCGAAAUAUGAGAAUAGGACGUGUAGUAAAUGAAAGUAAAGCUAUAUUGGUUCGUGGUGAUCAUGGAUUUAAUUUUGGUCAGGGUUCAUUAUGUGUGGUUAAUCAUAAUUUGUAUCUUAAUAAUUUUAAAGAUAAUUAUAAUAAUAUUCUAAGUACAGAAAUAAUUUAUAAUAUUGAAGAAAUUGAAACUUUUAUUGUAGAAAAAUUUUGA
Molecule: messenger RNA, 1422 nt
Organism: Rhizophagus irregularis DAOM 181602=DAOM 197198
Lineage: Eukaryota; Fungi; Glomeromycota; Glomeromycetes; Glomerales; Glomeraceae
Source: RefSeq, a predicted model, not a curated record